AUGGAGACUACAUUUAUGACCAUUCACAACCUGGGCCCCGAGGCUAAUAUCCUCUACGCUUCUGAGUCUAUUGUUGACAUUCUGGGAUUUCAACCUGAGGAAGUCGUUGGAAAGUCAUGCUUUGACUACUUCCAUCCCGACGAGGUCCCUAUUGCUCGAGUUGUUCAUAGUCGCGGCGUACAGAUGGAUAAGGCUGCUGUUCUUCACUAUGCAAGAAUCAUCAAUCGCCAAGGAGAGUGGGUGGGCUGCGAAUGUGUCUUCACAAUCGUCUAUGAGGUCUUAGUUGCUUGCACUAGCAUCUACAAGGGCGAUGCGAAGAACGAGAGACGCGCAAUCGAAGCCCCAGCGAUUCGACGCUUGUUCGCAUCAUCUCCAAGAGACCCUCGAUACCACAUGUUGGAACAUCUUUCGUCCAAGUUCCGUACUUCACCACAAGCAUCUCUUCUCGAACCUCGCGCUGCCCUGAUCUUGAACCGUUUCACGCGCACACUGACUGUGAUGUAUGCUACUGAUGCUGUACAGAGCAUUCUUGGAGUCACUCCCGACCAGUUCAAGGAUAAGAGUUUCUACGAGUGUAUGCAAGAGAACUGUCUUCCUGAGGCUAUUCGAUGCUUGGAAAGUGCUAAAGCCAACGAUUCGAUCGCCUACCUGCGCUUCUGGUACCGAGAUCCUCGACGAGAAGAAGAUUUCCAGCAGGAAAUGCACGAUGCUAGCCAGAGUAGUGAUUCCGAAGAUGGAGGUGUCGAUCUCAACGUCCCCAUGGAUCUAGAUCCUGAAUCUGCUGCUCAUGUCUCGCCUUCGAUGCAGCACGAAAGCCCUGUGAGCCAACAAAGAUCUCAAAAUUCCCGUACAUCUUCAGGUGAGAGUACGGAUCUUGAACAUGACGCAUCUAAUGCCAUAUUCGAUCGAGCAGGAGGUCCAACUUCCUCAACAUCGUCUCUCAUUGUCCUAUCCCCUGAAGCUCGCCGAAGAAGAGCCCCUACACGUUCGCCCCAGCCCGCCAAUGAGCCAUACGAGAUAGAGGCCGUUGUGUCAUGCACUUCGGAUGGCUUGGUGGUUGUCUUGCGUCGAGCUCGUCCUCUUAUACCCACUCUUCAACCACCACCUCAAGUUCCACAGUAUGCUAAUGGGUUAUUCGCGGCUCCUUGGGGUGCAAAUCCGAUUCGACCCCAGCUGUAUCAUCCAGAUCACCAGGUUCCUUUUCAGCACGGUCUGCAAGCACCUCAGCUACCCGCUGGCGGACCGCCUCAAGACGAAUUCAUGAACUCGAUUCGCGAGGUGGCUGUAUUCGCAUGGUCACUGGUCGGCAUCAAUGGGAACAUUGCGUCCUACGGUCGCGGAAAUCCCUACGGAGAGGCUCAACCUCCAGGUGGCUUACCAGUAUGGGAUCCUUACGCUCAACCGACCCCAGGUUUUGCGCCGCCUGAAAAUCAAGCUGUGCAGAGAUGGAGCCGCAUGGGACAGAAGACAAACGAGCCUGGAGAUGGUAAUACAGUGCCUUACCAGCACGGUAGGCAGGAAGAGCUCCUCAGAAGUCAAAAUGGAUUUGGUUCUGGUCCGAUGCAAUUAGAUCGUCCUGAUCAGAUGGGUCAAGCUCCACAGGGACACCAAUUUGCGUUCUCAUUCCAGCCUCAAACUCAAGCAGAUAUGCUAAGCGGUGCACAUCCUUCGCAGGAGGCUCAAACUGAUUGGACUCCUGUCAAUCCACCCGAUCAGCACCAAAGUCAUCAAGGGCCCAGUGAAGGCUUCGGAGGAAAUCGAUAUCUAUGGUAUUGA
Messenger RNA from Mollisia scopiformis, 1776 nucleotides. RefSeq lists its product as uncharacterized. The record is from RefSeq and is a predicted model, not a curated record. Gene Ontology annotation, molecular function: protein binding. Lineage: Eukaryota; Fungi; Ascomycota; Leotiomycetes; Helotiales; Mollisiaceae. The coding region runs from base 1 to 1776 and encodes 591 amino acids. The transcript has 3 exons.